Messenger RNA from Cotesia congregata, 936 nucleotides. The record is from the annotation of a GenBank genome assembly. Lineage: Eukaryota; Metazoa; Arthropoda; Insecta; Hymenoptera; Braconidae.
AUGGAAGGGGAUCCAAACUCUUAUUACUGGGACGACUUUAAACAUCUCUGUGAAACGUUCAAAUUAAUAAUCGCCAAAAUGGUUUUAAAUGACGAUAUUAAAAAACUUGAGUAUUUAUCGUUGGUGUCGAAAAUAUGUACGGAAUUGGAAAAUCACUUGGGGCUCAACGACAAGGAUUUAAAGAACCCAACACCCGAUGGAUUCAAGCAGGCGUUACGAGAAAAUGGCGGUGAACUAUCUGAUUCAUUUAUGGAGAAUUUAUUUCGAAUAAUUCAGCACAUGAAACCUUCUAAACCAUCAAACAACAAGGAUUCGGUGAAAAAUACAAACCAGAGUGGAGCGGCUAGAAAAUAUCCAGGAUUGGCGUUGGCAAACAGCGCGCCAUCAGCUCUUUCAGACGACGAGGAGGUGAACGAAGCCAUGUCAAUACUCGAAGCCUUGGCUCCUUCUUCUCUGCAAAAGUCUAAUGAAAUAAAUAAAAAAAUUUCUAAAAAGGCAGAAAAGAAAGAUAAAGGUAAACGUUCACAAUCUAGAUCUAAAUCAAGAGAGCGAAGAAACAGGUCGAGAAGUCCCCAGAGAAAAAGACAGAGAUCUUGUUCUCGCAAUCGAUCUGCUACGAGAAAUAGUAAACUAAAAUCUAGAAAUCGUGAUAGGUCAAGGUCAAGAAAUCGCGAUCAAAAGCGACGAAGAUCGCGAUGCCGCAACAGAUCUUCCUCAUCAAGGGAUGGCAAACAACGACGCGGAUCAAGAGACAGAUCUAGAUCACCCAAAGAAAUUCCAUCAAAUCCUGAAGUUGGAAAAAUUUACUCUGGAAAAGUAGCAAAUAUUGUACAGUUUGGAUGCUUCGUACAAUUGGAAGGAUUAAGACGAAAAUGUGAUGGCUUGGUACAUAUUUCGCAAUUACGACGCGAUGAACGUGUUAGCAAUGUCAAUUGA